This is a messenger RNA of Acanthosepion pharaonis, 690 nucleotides long. Lineage: Eukaryota; Metazoa; Mollusca; Cephalopoda; Sepiida; Sepiidae. The record is from the annotation of a GenBank genome assembly.
AUGUGUAUAAAUCUUCUAUAUAACCCUGUCUGUUUACAAAUCUAUAUUCAGCUGACUAUCUUCUAUCUAUCUAUCUAUCUAUCUAUCUAUCUAUCUAUCUAUCUAUCUUUUCAUCUCUUCAUUAUCUAUCUAUCUAUCUAUCUUCUGUCUAUCUAUCUAUUUUCUAUCUAUCUAAUUACAAAUUUUAGACUAGUCUCAUUCUGUCUAUCUAUCUAUCUAUCUAUCUUCUAUCAUGUCUAUUUUCAUGUUCCUAUCUAUCUAUCUAUCUUUCUAUCUAUCUAUCUUUCUAUCUAUCUAUCUAUCUAUUCUAUUUGCUCUUUUGUUUAUCUAUCUGUAUCUAUCUCUAUCUAUCUUCUAUCUUUAUCUAUCUAUCAUAAAGAUUUGAACCAGUCUCUCCAUAUCUAUCUAUCUAUCUAUCUAUCUAUCUUCUAUUCUUCUGACUAUCUUCUUUCUUCUAUCUAUCUAUCUAUCUAUCUAUCUAUCUAUCUAUCUAUUUCGGUUCUUCAUUUCUAUCUAUCUUUAUCUAUCUAUCUAUCUAUCUAUCUAUCUUAUUUCUUUCUAUCUAUCUUUCUAUCUAUCUAUUAUCUAUCUAUCUAUUAUCUUUCUUUUCAUCUCUUCAUAUUUAUCUAUCUAUCUAUCUUCUAUCUUCUAUCUUCUUCUUCUAUCUAUUCUUUAUCUAAUAAAGUUUGA